This is a messenger RNA of Stegodyphus dumicola, 2501 nucleotides long. RefSeq names its product Septin 1 (gene Septin1). Gene Ontology annotation, biological process: cell division. The record is from RefSeq and is a predicted model, not a curated record. Gene Ontology annotation, molecular function: GTP binding. Lineage: Eukaryota; Metazoa; Arthropoda; Arachnida; Araneae; Eresidae.
UUCUUAUCUGUAACCGUGUGAUGGUGCUUUGGGUGUUGUCAUUCGCGCUACUCUUCUUAUUAAUUUAAAUUUGGCUAUAUAAUUUCAAAGUAUGAGUUCAGAACAGAAGUUGUUUAGUAAUCCUGAAACUCCCGGUUAUGUUGGAUUUGCUAAUUUGCCGCAUCAAGUACAUCGAAAAUCUGUCAAAAAAGGUUUUGAAUUUACUCUUAUGGUUGUUGGGGAAUCCGGUCUUGGAAAAUCAACUUUAAUCAACAGUCUUUUCCUCACUGAUUUGUAUCCUGAGCGUCAUGUUCCAGAUGCUGCAGAAAAAAUAAAACAAACAGUCAAACUUGAGGCCUCAACUGUUGAAAUAGAAGAAAGAGGUGUGAAACUGCGCUUAACAGUAGUUGAUACUCCAGGAUUUGGAGAUGCUAUUGAUAAUAGUGAUAGCUUUAAACUGAUUAUCCAAUACAUAGAUGAUCAGUUUGAAAGAUUUCUUAGAGAUGAAAGUGGUUUGAAUCGUCGAAACAUCAAUGAUAGUCGGGUACAUUGUUGUUUUUACUUUAUAUCUCCAUAUGGACAUGGCUUGAAACCCCUAGAUAUUGAAUUCAUGAGGCAACUGCAUGGUAAAGUUAAUAUUGUUCCGGUUAUAGCAAAAGCUGAUGCCUUAACCAAGAAAGAAGUUAUGCAACUGAAGAAAAGGAUAAUGCAUGAAAUUGAUGAACAUGCCAUUCGUAUCUAUCCUCUUCCUGAUUGUGAUUCAGAUGAAGAUGAAGAUUACAAAGAACAAGUCAAACAACUGAAAGAAGCAGUUCCUUUUGCUGUGUCAGCUGCAAUACCUACAAUAGAAGUAAAAGGUCGUAAAGUUCGUGGACGUCUAUAUCCAUGGGGUGUUGUAGAAAUUGAGAAUCCUGAUCAUUGUGAUUUCAUCAAACUGCGCACAAUGCUUGUAACGCACAUGCAAGAUUUACAAGAAGUGACUCAAGAUGUUCAUUAUGAAAACUAUCGUUCUGAAAGACUUGCUGGAAAGAGCACUGCAAGAAAACCAUCAGUUCCUGAAAUCUCAGACAAAGAUCGCAUACUCCAAGAGAAAGAAGCUGAACUCCGACGCAUGCAAGAAAUGCUUCAACAAAUGCAGCAAAAAAUAAAAGAAGAGGAGCGACGUAAUGCAACACCGUCACCUACAAACCAAUCUCUAAAAUUAAAAGAUGAAGAAUAGCAUUGCUGUCAUUCUGCAAGCUUAACCCCUCAGUGGUUUUUAUGUAUUUCUUUGUGCCUGUGUUUAGGCAGGAAGCUUAUGUUCGUUUUAUAUUGUUGUUUAUCCAAGCCAAAAAAAGACUUUAAAAAUGCUAUUUGUUUUUAUUUAAAUGAAUUUGCACCUAGUCCUGUUCUGCUUCUCCAUACUGUUUUUAGUUUGUUCCAGUGUAGUUUUUUAGCACUACAUUUCAAGAUUUAAUAGUAUAACUUGUUUUUACAUUCAUGUUUGUCUAAUUUCCCUAAGUUUUUAAAACAAUUAUUAAAAAAAAAAACUUUUAUUUUAAUGAAAGAAAAAAAAAUUUUUUUAAAUGUAUGUAUUUAUUUACCCUGUUAUUUUGCAGGGAUAUGUGUGUAUAUUUGUUCUUGUCUUCUAUAUUAGCAGUGCAUUUAAGUACUUUAUGAAACACGCAUAUUUUGUUUUUUUCUUAUGCGAUCUAAAAGUAUGUAUGAUCAAAACAUAAGAAAUUUCCUUUAGUGCAAAACAAUGAAAUAUUUUAGAAUUAAUUUUAUAGUUUUGAUGUUGAUUACUGUACUUGUAAAGAAAGAGCAUUGGAAACUUGUAGUUUAAUGAGCAUAUCGUAAAUACAUCUUGCAUUUAGGAGGAGUUUAUAUAUCAGCAUUUUAUAAUUACUUAAAAUCUAUUUUGUGAUAUAUUGACCAAUACUUCUGUUUAUAGAAAGAUGCAAUUAUUUUUAGUGUAUAAUUAAUAGAUUAAAGUAAAACGAGUAACAUGAGUGCAUUUCAUAUGUAUCAGUUUUUAUCUUACUAGAUCUAAAUUUAAGUCAUAAAUUUAGUUAGCAUUGACAUUUGUUUGACUUCAUUUGUGUUCCAUUUCUCGAUUCAGAGGCCUUAGCAUUGCUUGUUCCAUGUAUAAAUGCGGAACUAGAUAGUUUGAAAGUAAAUUGAAAUGAUGUUUGGUGUGCCUUAUCAUGAAUAUAUAUUACUUUGUUUUCCCCGUACAGCUCAAAUAUUUAGUAUGAUAAAUUCUUAAAAAUGUAUUAACUUUUAUUUAGUUAGAUUUCUUUUUUGUCCUUUAUUUUACUGUUAUAGGUUGCAGUGCAUUGCAUAACAAUGUUGCUUUAAUUUAAAGCACAGUAGAAAAUAAUUUUGUAAAUUUUAGUUUUUUUUAAGUUUUUGCAUUAAUUAUAGUUUGUUGGAUUUUCAGUAAUUUUCCCACUUAUUUGCAUUAGUGCACUUACGGUGUAUAUAAAUAUAUAUUUUCAUAUUACGUUAUGCUAUAAUUCUGUAAAUAAAGAAAACUUGAG